Actinia tenebrosa (Australian red waratah sea anemone) is the source of this 1242-nucleotide messenger RNA. RefSeq lists its product as uncharacterized. NCBI's taxonomy places the organism in Eukaryota, Metazoa, Cnidaria, Anthozoa, Actiniaria, Actiniidae. The record is from RefSeq and is a predicted model, not a curated record.
AUGUCCGAAAACGAAGAUAUAGCGCAGCUUACCUUCCCAGAAAAGCUUUGGUACUUGGUCAAUGAGCCCAAAUGUGAUCACAUUGCCUGGGGCCCUGAAGGACUAAGCAUCGUCAUCACCGAUAGCCAGGAAUUCUCCAAAAACAUUCUCAACAAUCCUGCCAAAACCUAYUUCAAAACAAAAAACCUGACAAGCUUCGUUCGUCAGUURAACCUAUAUGGYUUUCGCAAAGUAUCGGAUCACAAGAGAGUAGGGGAUUCGCGGCAGGACCCCAACAGAUGCGAGUUUAAACAUCCAUCAUUUAGGAAGGACAGGAAAGACUUACUGGAAGAAGUCAAACGCCACCAAAACCACACCAAAAGAGAAGAAUCGCCAAGCGAGGAGAAACCCCACAMCACACCACCAAACAACAUCMCACCUUAUCUCUCUUACUUCCCGAUCAAUUCYAUGUCACCUCCGUUCUCCAUGUGGACCAACUGGGACGCGUACCUCCAAGCCAUGGGUAUCUUUCCKUACCUACCUACKRUGAGCUCGCAGUGUGGGUUUGCAGACAUGCCGAGUCACGUCCCGGCCGAUUACUGCAGUAGAGAAGCUAUGGKACCUCCCUAUGGUGGCUAUAUGCCUCCGUACUACCAGAUGCCACAGUGUGGUUAUAAUACYGAUAUGAGCAUGAUGAAUAACAAUGGUAUUGAUUCAUUGAACAAUGAAAGCAAACCCGUCGACUCCAGCUCGGUAUCUCMGCUGCCCACAGUCAAAGUCCCACCCAGUAAACCAUCUGUCGUCAUCAUCAACAACACCCUGUCCUCCUCACGAGACGUCCCUAACGAAAACGGUGGUUGUUAUGGCAAAUGUGACGUCAUCAAAUAUGACGCCAGCAAAUGUGACGUCAGCAAGUCCACAAAGGCAGCCAAUAGCGUUGGUUCAGACGCUUACGUGUGUCGUGGUGGUGAAGAAGCCAAACAACCAAUACCUGCUGAUCAAAGACCAGAGGUCAGUACACCUACAAAGACUGGUGGUGCUCCUAAGUUCUGGCGUAGAACAGACAUUGUAAGUCCAUUACGACCACCGCCACACGACAUUCACUCAAAGAUAACCGAUAUACAGACCAACAACGCGAAAAUCACAGAAGGAAAACCGUUUGACAAAGAAAAAUUAACUCAUGACGAAGGGGAGAAAGAAUUUGAUGUUGAGUUCCAAAGUAGACGCAAAAGAGUUAGGUUUGAAAUGAAUGGACAGAAUUGA